ACUCUUUGACAGAUCUACCACAUUGCACUUCAUAGAACAGAGCCAAUCACACUGACACAGACUACGAGGUGAACCUCCCAGCCCUCCUCCUCCCUUUCCCCUCCAUCCACCCCUCGGUAUCUCCCUCCCCUGCUCGCGGACGAGCCCCCCGUUACUCUCAAAAUACCAUGAGCUCACCUGGUCCGCCGGCAAAGUUGUCAAUGCCAGAACCCGGGUCAGACGACCCGGCUUUGUCAUCGCCUCCUCUGCUGACUAUGCCAGAAUGCGACUACAGAUGGGUUCAUGCAGGAGCCCAACACUUGGAUCUACUUCCAACACCCAUCACCACCGCUGCUACGUCCUACAAGGCAUUUCAACCUCAGGAAUCCGACCGUAUAGAGGCUGCAUGGCUCAAGUUCAGCCCCGAGGAACGGACCAAAGCUAUCUCUGACUGGGGAAGGAACGAAGGAGAAGGAUCGCCUGGCAAAGUUGAGGAAAAGGCAAAAGCAGUGGAGAAGGAAGCUGCAGAGCACAAGGAACGCAAACGGAGACAAUCCGUGGCGUCCUCAGUGGACGAGCACCAGGGCAUAGAGCAUGUGUACUCAGGGGAGGAACAGAGGGGUGCGAAGGAGAAGGAGGAUGAGAAGAGCUAUCAGGCGGUCAUGGCAAAGGCGCAAAAGGACUAUGAGGAUUUGGAGUUGAUCUCUGGUGUUCCCGUAUCGCAGGACUCGCUCUUCGAAGUUUCCUUGUCUACCUUGUCUCUACAUCCAGUCUUCUGGGCUCACUCUGGUCCUCGUGUGCCGGUCAUCCGAGGCUCAUGGUUCAUUACGGACGAGACCAAGCCUUGCUCCUGGGAGCUGGCAGAGGAGAUUGAGAAAGCCUAUCAAGAAAUCCAGCCGUGGCAGCCCUCCUACAGGGAUGAACUGGCGACGGCGAUAUCUAUCGGACAAUCCGCGGAAGACAAGCUGAAACGGAAUCUUCCGUCCCGGUUUGGGGCAGGUCUGUCCAUCAUGUUCGACGAUGCAGAACGGGGUCGUCUGCUCACGACCGGAGCCAUGACCUAUCUGUCCAGGACUUUCUGGUCCUCCUUGUCCAAGUCUUCUGGGACACAUAUCUACCGUGGGUAUGGACCCGCUGCAGCGGCCUCGGGCAAAGAGAAAUCUGGUCUAUCCUCCCGUCGUGGAUCGAGUAGCAGUCAAAAGUCGGGUAAAGAGGCCAUGAGAAGACCGCACUCCCGUGACGGAUCAGCUGGAAGCUUGAAGAAGGGAAUACUGGGCAAAGCAACCUCACCAGAAGCCAUUGUCAGCGCUGCGUCCAAGGGGAUCAUACAGGCUAGAGAAGCCUUGUCUCAUGAUAUGAGAGAGGCUACGGGGCAUCAUGAUCACGCAGUUGCAGCGGAAGAGGAGGCAGCACCAGUAGUCGGUAGCAACGACGAUGACCCACCUUGCACGGACCUCUUACUCGUCAUUCAUGGUAUCGGUCAGCAACUCGCGACGCAAUACGAAUCCUAUAACUUUGUCUACGCUGGUAAUCAACUGAGACAGUGCAUACGGAAGCAAGCUGCAAAUCCCGCUCUGGCGUCCAUCAUCCGAGAUAGGCGAUGUCAGGUCUUACCCGUACAGUGGCGUGCUUCCCUCAAUCUAGAUGAUGAGAAAACAGCCGAGGACAAGAAACAUGACAUGGACAAUAGGUUCACGAUGGCCGAUAUAACCAUCAACAAAUCGAUUCCUUAUGUUCGAGAGCUGACCAAUGCGGUCCUGCUUGAUAUCCCGCUCUUCAUGUCCCAUCACCGUCAAAAGAUGAUCGAGGCUGUAUGUCUGCAAGCAAACAAGCUGUUCCGUCUUUGGAUAGCUCGGAAUCCAGACUUUGAGGCGAAGGGAGGGAGGGUACAUAUCAUCGGUCAUUCGCUUGGCUCCGCACUCGCUGCCCAUAUCCUGUCCAACCAACCUACCAAAAUGCCGCCACUCGCACAGCUGCCCAAAGCGGUCAUCACCAAGACUCGUGAUAGAUUCCUGUUCAACACUAGCAACCUAUUCCUCUGUGGCAGUCCACUUGGUGUCUUUCUACACUUGGAUCAAGCGCAGUUGAUGCCUAGAAAAGGCAGAGAAAGGACCAUGCAUUCACCACAGGAUGAGGCACUUGAUCGGUCAGGAAAAUUCGGUUGCAUGGCCAUUGACAGCAUAUACAACGUAUUCUACUUUACCGAUCCGGUGGCUUAUAAGCUCAACGCGGCGGUCGAUAAUCGUUCUGCGCCUCAACGUCCGCCGUUAGCCAUCACUGCUGUCACUGCUGGUUUCUACGCCACUCUAGCUGAAGGACUGGGUACGAUCUCCCGGUUCUUACCUUGGGGCAGUAGUAACGGAGGAGGAUCAGGCGAGAAGAAAGUCCUGAGACCAGGGGCGAUCAGAUUACCCAGUGGGAUCGAAAUGUCUGGUCCUAGUGGAGAAGAAAAGCUGGAAGGAUCUCGAGGUGAAAGAAGGUUUUCAGCUUUGAACCCGCAUGGGAAUCUGGACUUUUACCUCCCUUCAGCAGGCGUCAGCGAGUACCUAGAUAUGAUAACUGCUCAUGCCUCGUAUUGGGCAGAUGGAUCAUUCGCUGCUUUCUUACUCGCCGAGACAUUUUCGACCCGUCUGGAUCUGAUGCGGACCGGCUUGGGUCUGGCCAGAGAUCAACUGCUCCCGGAGGGCACCGUGCUAUAGGUCUGAUGAUGGCUCAGGUAGCCGGAUAUCAGCAAAGACUUGAACUCACUUAACAAGCAUUGUAAUACAAGAGUGUAAUAUAACAUACCUUGCAUAAGACAUUAUUUCCAGAAGGACAAGCAUGAGGUAUACGGAAGGUAGAAGGAAUUGUACUGCAGCAUGCAUUUUCUCAGGGUCAAACGGAAGCCGAUGUGUAUUAUGUCU
Messenger RNA from Kockovaella imperatae, 2882 nucleotides. Its product is annotated as DDHD domain-domain-containing protein. The record is from RefSeq and is a predicted model, not a curated record. Gene Ontology annotation, cellular component: cytoplasm. Gene Ontology annotation, molecular function: glycerophospholipase activity; metal ion binding. Bases 168 to 2678 code for a protein of 836 amino acids. Lineage: Eukaryota; Fungi; Basidiomycota; Tremellomycetes; Tremellales; Cuniculitremaceae. The transcript is spliced from 10 exons.